Messenger RNA from Labeo rohita (rohu), 2110 nucleotides. RefSeq names its product ornithine aminotransferase (gene oat). Gene Ontology annotation, cellular component: cytoplasm. Gene Ontology annotation, molecular function: pyridoxal phosphate binding; identical protein binding; L-ornithine transaminase activity. The coding region runs from base 125 to 1450 and encodes 441 amino acids. The record is from RefSeq and is a predicted model, not a curated record. Lineage: Eukaryota; Metazoa; Chordata; Actinopteri; Cypriniformes; Cyprinidae. The transcript is spliced from 10 exons.
GCAGAGUGACGUGUGUGCGUGCAUUUGAAUAAUCCGUGAGAGGCAGCGUGAGACACUCACUCGGAACAGAAUCACCCGCACGGACCCGCAGCAGUUUGUCUCAGUGUGAACCGAACGCGUCGUCAUGAACAGCAUGAGGAGUCUGAUGAGAGGCGUGACGCCCGUCCUGAGCCGCGCAGUGCAUUCUGGGAUGCGCACGUCAUCCUCCGCGGCGUCCAGAGCCAAACCCGCGGAGCGUCCGCUGAAUUCGGAGGAGGUUUACGCUCGCGAGGAUCGAUACGGCGCUCAUAACUACCACCCGCUGCCCGUCGCGCUGGAGCGAGGAGAGGGCGUUCACGUGUGGGACGUCGAGGGCCGCAGGUACUUUGACUUCCUGAGCGCGUACAGCGCCGUUAACCAGGGUCACUGCCACCCCAAGAUCAUCGCCGCGCUGACGGCUCAGGCUUCACGGCUGACGCUCACCUCCAGAGCCUUCUACAACGACGUGCUGGGCUUCUACGAGCAGUACAUCACCGACCUGUUCGGAUACGACAAAGUGCUGCCCAUGAACACAGGUGUGGAGGGCGGGGAGACGGCCUGUAAGCUGGCCCGUAAGUGGGCGUACACCGUCAAGGGCGUCCCGAAAAAUCAGGCAAAGAUCGUGUUUGUGGACGGGAAUUUCUGGGGUCGUACGAUGGCGGCCAUUUCCAGCUCGACGGACCCCAGCAGCUACGAGGGUUUCGGUCCGUUCAUGCCCGGAUUUGAGGUGGUCCCGUAUAACGACGUCGCUGCACUAGAGAAAGCGCUGCAGGAUCCAAAUGUGGCGGCGUUCAUGGUGGAGCCCAUCCAGGGUGAAGCAGGUGUGGUCGUUCCUGAUCCUGGUUAUCUCAUAAAAGUCCGGGAGCUUUGUACCAAACACAAUGUUCUGUUCAUUGCCGAUGAGGUUCAGACCGGUUUGGCCCGUACUGGGCGGCGUCUGGCUGUGGACCACGAGGCAGUGAGGCCAGAUCUGGUUAUUCUGGGUAAAGCUCUGUCAGGAGGAGUGUAUCCUGUCUCUGCUGUUCUGUGUGAUGAUGAGGUGAUGCUGACCAUCAAACCUGGAGAACACGGAUCCACGUAUGGAGGAAACCCUCUGGCCUGCCGGGUCGCCAUCGCCGCUCUGGAGGUUCUGGAGGAGGAGAAUCUGGCUCAGAAUGCGGAUCGGAUGGGUCAGAUUCUCCGCGCCGAACUCAACAAGCUGCCGCGGGAGAUCGUGACCGGUGUGCGCGGGAAAGGCCUCCUCAACGCCAUCAUCAUCAAAGAGACUAAAGACUGUGACGCCUGGAGGGUGUGUCUUCGUCUCCGUGACAACGGUCUGCUGGCCAAGCCCACUCAUGGUGACAUCAUCAGACUAGCCCCGCCCCUCAUUAUAAAGGAGGAUGAGGUCAGAGAGUGUGUGGACAUCAUCAGCAGGACCAUCAUGUCCUUCUAAACGAGUCACUGGAAUCUCCAUCAUCAUCGUCUGAGUGAUUUUCACCUGUAAUUCUUCUGAUUUUAGCCUGGUUUGUGUUUUAUCGCAAGUUUCUCAUGAGCUGUUACAGUCGUUCAGGUCAGCGCAGAACACAAAGGGACUUUGAGCACUUUUAGAAUUGUUUAGUUUUAAUUGUUUAGCUUGUUUCGUUUUUUCGUUCUCAUUGUCGAAUAGCAGUUUGUCUCUGGACGAAGCUCUGUUUUAGUUCUGAUGAGGUCUCACGGACGUUUCUGCUCCGGGUUCUGUGAUGUUUACGGUUUCCUUCCUCCGGAGGAAGAUGAAUGAAGGUCGCUGUCACAGUGUUUGGCACAUGCUUAGAAGUCCCACAUUUCUCUGUGGACAUUUGAAUAGAAAUUAGUUUUUCUCCCUGAUGAGAGAAUAGUGCACUUUAACCGCUCGUAUUAAUGAUGUGAAACCUAGACGUGAUCAAACUGAAUUAUUCACAGGCAGAUUCUGCUGCGUUUAUUCAUGACUGACAAAUGGAGCAUAAGGAGAACAGCGUUUCACAGGAGAGACUGUUUCAGUGUGUGUGUGUGUAGAAUGUUUAAUGAAUGGAGUGUUCACUCACGCAUCAGAUGAUGUUUUAUUUCCGUUCUUAAAUAAAUUUUCAGUCAUCUGAGA